AUUGAUUGCUUGGGUUUGUUUUUUUUUAGAAUAAUUGGAAUUUGAGAAGUAGAUUUAGUUGAAUUACUUUUGUUCUGUGAUACUGUCCAAUCUGCUUUCUUGGCUAUUCUUAGUGAACUACUAUACCACCAGAUUUAUUUUUCUUUCGGCAGGUGCUUAGAUUGGCUAGCAGAGAACAUCUUAGAACAGUAUUGCAGAACAUUUUGUGGUUUUCUUUUUUUAAUUGUUGUCUGCACUGGUAAAGGUGCCUGGGAUAUCAUGAAUGUCUUGUCUCUUCAUUGAGCUGGGACCAAAUUUAUUAGUUAUGUUCAUACACACCAAUUUGAAGAAAUUAAAGGACAAUCCAUAUAGUUUUAAGUGAUCUGUAUGUGAACCUUAAAAUUUAUUUGAAAUGAGAUUUCAUCAUAAAAUUGGUUUGAAUUUGGCUAAGAAAUUCUUUGUCCAAAGUAGUAUACAGGCAACUGCCUCUGCUUUGUCUUGUUGCAUCCCUUGAUCAGAGAGCAACGUGUGGGUUUAGUUUGUAUCAAAUAACUGUAUUUUUAGCUCUUGGUUUAGCAUAGGCUAUUCCAGAGUUUCUGGUAGAAUGUAAAUCCUGUGGUGUGUGGUGCCAUGAGUAAAAUCUGUGCUGUGCAAUGUUAACCGUUGUCAGGUUAGUCCCAAACAGAUCUGUAACUGAUAAACACAAAUAGAUGAAACAAGUAUCAUACAGUGAUUCUGAAUUUAUUUUGGGCUGUGCAAGAUAACCUAUAGUUUCUAUGCUUUAUACUUUGAUUAGUCUGAUAAAGUAUGUUGUUUCUGUUUCUACAGAGAUCCACUUUGCUGGGGUUUUUUUACUAGCCCUAUACAGAAACUAAAACUCUGAUUGGAGAUCUCCCCUUUAUUCCUCCUCCCCUUUCUUGCAAAAGAGGCUGGAUAGGAAGCACCUUUGUUUCUACUUGUUGUUAGGCAUUGCAGAAACACUGUGUAAUUAAGGAAAAGUAGUACUAAAUUUAGCAUGUAAUUAAUGUGUUGAUGAACAAAAUUACUAGUUUUACAGUAAUAAUUUUAGAAAUUUUUAUGUCACUGCAAAGGUAUCUCAUUGCACAGCAGGAAAGAAAUGAACAGGCUUGGAAGUUUUCAAGUACAUCUAAAGAUUCUAAAGGUGUUUAAGCUCUGAAUAUUUACAAGCCCUUCGUAUAUAACAAUGUCUGGCUCAUAUGAUGAUUCCGUUGGAGUAGAAGUUUCUAGUGAUAGCUUCUGGGAGGUUGGAAAUUACAAGAGGACAGUAAAACGAAUUGAUGAUGGCCACAGACUUUGCAAUGAUCUCAUGAAUUGUAUUCAUGAACGGGCACGGAUAGAGAAGGUCUAUGCUCAGCAGCUCACAGAAUGGGCUAAAAGGUGGAAGCAACUUGUGGAGAAAGGCCCACAGUAUGGAACAGUAGAAAGGGCUUGGUGUGCUUUUAUGUCAGAAGCUGAAAAAGUGAGUGAACUGCAUCUAGAAGUAAAAGGUUCACUGAUGAAUGAAGAUUUUGAAAAAAUCAAGAACUGGCAGAAGGAAGCCUUUCAUAAGCAAAUGAUGGGAGGAUUUAAGGAAACCAAAGAAGCAGAAGAUGGAUUUAGGAAAGCUCAGAAACCCUGGGCAAAAAAGCUGAAAGAGGUGGAAGCUGCAAAGAAAGCUUACCAUGCUGCUUGCAAGGAGGAGAAACUGGCUAUAUCCAGAGAAACAAACAGCAAAGCUGAUCCAGCACUGAAUCCUGAACAGCUCAAGAAAUUACAAGACAAAGUGGAAAGAAGCAAACAAGAUGUACUAAAGACAAAAGAGAAGUAUGAGAAGUCACUGAAAGAAUUAGAUAAUGCCACUCCUCAGUAUAUGGAGAACAUGGAGCAGGUAUUUGAGCAGUGCCAGCAGUUUGAGGAAAAGCGGUUGCGUUUCUUCCGAGAAGUGUUACUGGAAGUCCAGAAACACCUUGACUUGUCCAACGUUGCAAGUUACAAAAAUAUCUACCGUGAGCUGGAACAGAAUAUCAAAACAGCAGAUGCUGUUGAAGACUUGCGGUGGUUCAGAGCUAAUCAAGGUCCAGGGAUGUCCAUGAAUUGGCCUCAGUUUGAGGAUGACGAGUGGUCUGCAGACCUGAAUCGCACUCUCAGUAGAAGAGAAAAGAAGAAGGCUUCUGAUGGAGUGACUCUGACUGGCAUCAAUCAGACAGGAGACCAAGUUUCACAGCCUAACAAACAUAGCAGCAGUCUUAGUGUCCAGAGUAACACAGUGCAGUCAGUACAAUCAAGUUACAAUCCCUUUGAAGAUGAAGAAGAUACUGGGAGUACUGUCAGUGAAAAGGAGGACAAUAAGAUCAAAAAUGUUAGCAGCUAUGAGAAAAACCAAAGCUACCCUACAGAUUGGUCUGAUGAAGAGUCCAACAACCCCUUCUCCUCCACUGACGCAAAUGGAGACACCAAUCCCUUUGAUGAAGACACCCCUCCUGCCAUGGAGGUGAGAGUACGUGCACUCUAUGACUAUGAGGGCCAGGAGCAAGAUGAGCUCAGCUUUAAGGCUGGGGAUGAGUUAACCAAAAUGGAGAAUGAGGAUGAGCAGGGCUGGUGCAAAGGACGCCUGGACAAUGGACAAGUUGGUUUAUACCCAGCAAACUAUGUGGAACCAAUCCAGUGACAAAGGACAAAAUAAACACAGAAGUGUCACAAGAGCUCUGUAGGCCUGUACAGUGUAUUUAGGUGAAGUGAGAGGAAACUGAAUGGAUGUAUAGAGUGUAUAUAUUUUAAUGAAAAGGUGAGAGCUUGAUACCCAGAUAAGGCUGAAUGAAAGAAAAAAGCUUGACAUUGUUCUCACAACUUGUACACAAUGCAAAGGAAAGGAAUAAGGUUGAAAAAAUAGUAUGAUAGGAAAAAUACUUUUUAAACUUUUUCUUCCCACAUGGUCUGUUAUUGUGGAUCCUAAACAUUUUUGCAUUUUCUAUGCUUAUGCCUCAUCCUACCCCAGAUAUGUGGCUUACUCUGACUUUUGUUCAAUCAGUUAUUUUAGUGACCUUCAGUAACUUGCAACUUGAAUUUAAAAGAUUAUUAUAGUUAAUUUUUUAUUUGUUCUUAUCAAUGUCUGAAAGAUGAAGUAUUUUUUUAUUUAAAUGCUAUGUAGUUAAACACCUUUUUGUAUGCUUUAUCAAUUAAUACUUAAAUUAUGACAUAGAUUUAGUUACCACUUGACUGAAUGAAAGCUCUUUCAUGUUGUAGUAAUCUUUCUGUGUUGUCAGCAUGGCUUGAAGUUGUAAAUGGAGUUGUAAAACAAAAUACUGUAUUUAAUAAAUAUCUGUUACAGAAGGUUAUUUGUAGCAGAGAUACCUGCAGGUGUCAUGGGCUGGGAUUCUAUUACAAAUGUUCUUUAUGUGGGUUGACACUUGAACUAAGAGUUUUCCAUCUAGAUCUUAAGUGUCAUUCAAAAGAAAUAUGAAUUCUGCAUAAGCCCCAGAAGAGUGGCUAUUUCCAGUACAUGUUUGCAGGGAAAGAAAUAUCUCCUUCUAACUGCUAAUGAUUUUUGGGUGAUUUGAAAUGUUAAAUCUGUGAAGGCUGAUUAUCUUGAACAGAGAAGACUGUAAAAUAGACUAAAUGCUUUUAUUAAUAGCCUAUCUAUGUUGUGUAUAUGUACAUAUAAUUUGAUAUUCCAAAAUAUGAAGAGCAUGGCUAUUAGUUAUCAAGCCUUUUGGUGUCAAUAAGAUUUAGACUAUUUUAAGAGUUUAAAUUAUAGGUAUAUUUAAAUCUGCUUUCCUGCCAUAUUCAUUACUGUACCAUAGACAAAGUAUUCUGUGAUAAGAUUUUUCAGAAGUACAGUAAAUACACUAAUAUACUCAAAAUCAGUAUUUGUGGAUAAAUUAAUGAGUCAAAGUAUAAACUAGCUUUAGUCCAAACACGGAUUAUUGUAGCAGAACACUGUAAAAUCUACAUUUGUUUGCAGUUACAACUUGGCCAGCUGUAAUCAUCAAAUAUGCACUUGUGACAUUGAAAACUGGGUUGUAAAACUACAGCAGAUCUGUGUUAAAACUAUCAGGUAAGUAGAUAUGCCAUGUCAGGAAGCUAUACUGUAAUGAAGUUGACAAAUCUUUUUAAAACACUGUCAGUAAUCUUGGACCCUAUCGUUUGCCUUUUGAGCUUAUAGAUAUAUUUAGUCAUCACUUUCAGUGAAUCCAAAUGUGCAAGCUUAAAAAGUGGAUGUAUGUAUAUGUCUGUCAACGAAAACUUAACAACAUAUCUAUUCAUCCACAGGGCAGUUGCUAAAAUUGUCAGGAAUUACUGGUUUGGGUCUUUGUAUUGUAAAAUAUUUUAGAAAACAAUAAAAUCUGUUAAUCUCUUAAAUACA
Molecule: messenger RNA, 4342 nt
Organism: Motacilla alba alba
Lineage: Eukaryota; Metazoa; Chordata; Aves; Passeriformes; Motacillidae
Gene: PACSIN2
Product: protein kinase C and casein kinase substrate in neurons 2
Exons: 12
Coding region: 1184-2647 (487 amino acids)
Biological process (GO): actin cytoskeleton organization; plasma membrane tubulation; caveola assembly
Cellular component (GO): cytoplasm; plasma membrane; endosome
Molecular function (GO): protein binding; phospholipid binding
Source: RefSeq, a predicted model, not a curated record